CGGAUUUUAGGUCCGAGUAAGCGCUCCUCUCGUAGCUCACGCUACUAAGCGGCGAUGGCUCCGCCGUCAAAAUGGUUUUGGACAAGUUGUCGGAUAUUUUCCGCAUGUUUCCGACUGCACUCCUCUCUUAGCUCCGAAAUGAUUGAAAAUAUGGACAAGAAAGCCACCUGGGACCGCGUGUACGCUGACCGCAGCAGCAAGACAAGCACGUUCAAGAACUUCGAGUGGUUCUUUGGCUUCGAAGCAGUGCAAAACCUCAUCGUGCCCUUAUUGCUGACCGAGGCCAGACCCGAGGCUCCGCUUCAAGUCCUGGAUAUGGGCUGCGGCACUUCCGCUUUGGGUCCCUCCGUUUACCAACGCUGCCCCGUGCCCGUUCGGGUCACGUGCGUGGACAUUUCCGCCGUGGCGGUACGGCUCAUGCAGGAGCACGCGCGGGCCGAAGCCGUCCGGCCCGGCAACCGUUCUUCACAGCUGGCCUUUUUGGAGCUCGACUGUACGCAGCUGCACAAACGCUUCGGUCCCACCAGCGUGGACCUCAUUGUGGACAAAGGCACCACGGACGCCCUGCUGAAGUCCAAGGACGGGAAGAGGAGUGCGGCCCUGGUGCUGAAGCAGUGUUUGAAGGUGCUGCGCCCCUCGGGGUCUCUGCUGCAGUUCUCUGAUGAGGAUCCGGACGCCAGGCUGCUGUGGCUGGAGACAGAAGCGCGGGCUGCACGUGUGGAGGUGCAGGAAGUGGGGGACUUGGGGGGAGUUUGUUACUACUGCUAUGGAGUGAGCCCUCGCCCAAACGUGCAGCGCUGACCGUGUGCGUGGUUUGUUCACGUUGCAUUUGGAGUUUGUGGUGCGCAAAUAAUAAAAACAAUCUCAAUUCAA
Phyllopteryx taeniolatus (common seadragon) is the source of this 873-nucleotide messenger RNA. It is a transcript of the gene cskmt, whose product is annotated as citrate synthase lysine methyltransferase. Lineage: Eukaryota; Metazoa; Chordata; Actinopteri; Syngnathiformes; Syngnathidae. The record is from RefSeq and is a predicted model, not a curated record. The coding region runs from base 55 to 801 and encodes 248 amino acids. The transcript has 2 exons.